Ricinus communis (castor bean) is the source of this 6466-nucleotide messenger RNA. Its product is annotated as sister chromatid cohesion protein SCC2. NCBI's taxonomy places the organism in Eukaryota, Viridiplantae, Streptophyta, Magnoliopsida, Malpighiales, Euphorbiaceae. Bases 588 to 6185 code for a protein of 1865 amino acids. Gene Ontology annotation, biological process: regulation of gene expression; replication-born double-strand break repair via sister chromatid exchange; establishment of protein localization to chromatin. Gene Ontology annotation, cellular component: Scc2-Scc4 cohesin loading complex. The transcript has 28 exons. The record is from RefSeq and is a predicted model, not a curated record. Gene Ontology annotation, molecular function: chromatin binding.
AACCCAAUCUGAACUAGAUUUAUCCAUAAAAUGAUUAGCUAAAUUUUAGCAGUAUGAAUUUCAUGCAUAAAAGUUCGGACACGAUUUGAAAUUUCCUCGACACACAAUUUGGGAGGUAAUUUAAUUACACAAAAAACCAAAAAAAAAUUAAAAUACACAAAAAGCUUCUUUAUCAAUCCCGCAGCACAAACGGGCAAAACUGGAAGGGCAUUUCAGUAACUCCAUGAAAAUUGCUAGACUCGAAAACCAAAAUAUAGCACUAAAGCAAGCGUAAAACAGGGUCAACCAAGGGCAUUUUCGCCAUUUAGGUUACCUAAAUCUCUCCAAUUUUCCACACCUAUAAAACAAAAUACUUAAAAAAAAAAAAAAAAAAACUAUCCCCAAAGAAAAUAAUAACUUUCCCCGCCAUUUGCAAUCCCUCACUUCUCUCUUUCUAGGGCUCUCUGCACUGCAAGUCCACCAAAAAACCCUAAUUCUUUGUUCUCAUCCAAAUUAACCCUUAAACUUUCACAUUAUUACAUUAUUACCGCUCUAUGAAUGCUAUUACUCUACCAGCACUCGUCAACUCACCGGUUAAUUAAUAAUCGAUGAGCAAUUUAAAUUCAGUAAAUCCGAUUGGGUGGAGCUCCUCCGGUUCAAGCUCCACCCGACGUGGCAUAGGAUUAUCGAAUACAAUACACUCAGAGGUAGCGCCGUGUUUGCCUUUGCCUUCGGUUCCGGUGUUCUGUGGUGCAUCGGAUCCAAACCUGAAGUUGUUUGAUGAUGGAAAUAUUAGAGGUGUUUGGUCUUUGAAUCGUACUGAAAUUAUUUCUCAAGCUAGUCGUAUCGCUGAUCUGCUUCGUCAUACUGACGUGUCUUAUCUGAACUUCCGAGAUGAGACAAGGCUUACUUCAUUUGGAAAUGUGGAGCCCCUAGAACUUUUUGACCAGGUUCUCCAAUGCAAUCCUGAAGCAUUCGAGUAUGUAACUCCUGGUAAACAAAGUAAGAAUGAUAUUUCUGGAAGUACAACAUUUGAAAGCAAGCCCAUUGGGCCAAGUAUACCUGUUUUGCAUCAAGGUCAAAGAGAUUAUUAUGGAACUCAAACUCAUCAGCGCAACUCCAUUGGGCCAAGUAUAAUUGUUCCAAAUCAAGGUCAAAGACACUAUGAUGAGAGUCAAAAUCACCAGCGCCACUCCAUUCCUAAUGAUGUUCCACCAUCUACGAGAAAAUCAAAAGUCAAGAGGAAGGGCACUGAUGACAUCCCACCAUUGAUUCAGCCAGAUCCUGCUGAGCUUCAAGAUGCCAUCAUUGGAAGCUUCUGUGAAAUGCUAGAGGACUUCUCUGGUAGGGCUGAAAUUAUGAGUGAUGAACGGGAUGAAGCAGAGUGGUUGUCAAUGCCUGCUAGUGAUCUUAGAAUGAUUGUAAAUGAAAUAAUGUCCAUACGUGCAAAAAAGCUUCUACAUUUGGUUCCUGUAGAUAUUCUUGUAAAACUCUUACAGAUUCUAGACCAUCAAAUACACCGAGCGGAAGGUUUGUCUGUUGAUGAAUAUGAGCAUCAAGAUUCUGAUGCAGUUUCCUCAGUCUUUUGUGCCCUGGAAUCCAUUCAUGCAGCUCUAGCUGUGAUGGCGCAUAAUAACAUGCCAAAGCAACUAUACAAAGAAGAGAAUAUUGAAAGAAUUCUGGAGUUUUCUAAGCAUCAGAUUAUGGAUGUUAUGGCAGCUUAUGAUUCAUCAUUUCGUGCUUUGCACAAGCCAAAUGAAAAUGGGGCACCUGAAGGUGAUGAAGAUGAAGAUCUUGAGACUGACUAUGGUUCCGCAAGCAAGAGAAGGCGCACUCAGAAGAGUAUAAAACCAAAGAAAUCGACAUUAAACAAGGUCUCCGGUGCUGUGAAUACCAUUCUACAAAAACUGUGCACUAUUCUCGGCUUAAUGAAGGAUUUGUUGUUAAUAGAGAGGUUAUCAGAUAGUUGCAUUUUGCAACUGGUGAAGACGAGCUUUACAACAUUUUUGGUGGAUAAUGUCCAACUGUUGCAAUUGAAGGCAAUUGGUUUAAUUAGUGGGAUAUUCUAUUCAUAUACACAGCACCGUGUGUAUGUUGUAGAUGAAAUAGUUCAACUUUUAUGGAAGUUACCAUUUUCAAAGCGUGCCCUAAGAGCCUACCAUCUUCCCGAUGAGGAGCAGAGGCAGAUUCAGAUGAUCACUGCUUUGUUGAUCCAAUUGGUUCACAGUAGUGCAAAUCUUCCUGAAGCAUUAAGGGAAGCUUCUAGUGGUAAUUCUAUCUUAGAAAUGUCACUGGAUUCUAGUUAUCCAACCAAAUGCCAUGAGGCAGUCACAGAGACAUGUUGUCUUUUCUGGACUCGAGUCCUUCAGCGCUUUACAACUGCAAAAAAUCAGGAUGCUUCUGAACUGAAAGCGAUGAUGGAAAAUCUUGUUACUGACCUACUGACAACUUUAAAUUUACCUGAAUAUCCGGCAUCAGCUCCCAUCCUGGAGGUUCUCUGUGUCUUGCUACUCCAAAAUGCUGGACUGAAAUCCAAGGAUGUCUCUGCGCGUUCCAUGGCCAUUGAUCUUCUUGGUACAAUUGCAGCAAGAUUGAAGCAGGAUGCUGUGGUUUGCAGCAGGAACAAAUUUUGGGUACUACAGGAAUUGACUAGUGGUGAUAAUGCUGAUCAGAGUUAUCCAAAUGAUGCAUGUUGUGUUUGCCUAGAUGGAAAGGUUGAGAAAACACUGUUUAUGUGUCAAGGUUGUCACAGAUUGUUCCAUGCUGAUUGCAUGGGAGUAAGAGAAAAUGAAGCUCCUAAUCGUAGUUGGCACUGUCAGAUUUGCGUCUGUGAGAAGCAACUUCUUGUGUUACAAUCAUAUUGCAAUUCACAGUUGAAGGAUGAGGGGAAAAAGAACAAUAAUCGACUGGAAAAAAAAUAUAAAGCUUGUGAUCCCAUUACGAAAGUUGAAAUUGUUCAACAGCUGCUCUUGAAUUAUCUUCAAGAUUCUGUAUCUGCUGAUGAUGUGCAUCUCUUUGUUCGAUGGUUUUAUCUGUGCUUAUGGUACAAGGAUGAUCCAAAAUCGCAACAGAAGCUCAUUUACUACCUUACACGACUCAAAUCAAAUCUUGUUGUGCGUGACUCUGGGACUACAUAUUCAAAGCUGAUGAAGGAUUCAGUCAAGAGAAUUACUUUAGCACUGGGACAAAAUAGUUCUUUCUCAAGAGGGUUUGAUAAGAUUCUUCAUAUGCUCCUGGCAAGUUUAAGGGAGAACUCUCCUGUAAUUAGGGCCAAGGCUUUACGUGCAGUCAGCAUUAUUGUAGAAACUGAUCCGGAGGUAUUACGUGACAAACGUGUACAAUUGGCUGUUGAAGGAAGAUUUUGUGAUUCUGCAAUAUCUGUAAGAGAAGCAGCACUGGAACUUGUUGGUAGGCAUAUUGCUUCGCACCCUGAUGUCGGGCUGCAGUAUUUCGAAAAGGUCGCUGAGAGGAUGAAAGAUACAGGAGUGAGUGUUCGAAAACGAGCUAUCAAAAUUAUCCGAGAUAUGUGCACCUCAAAUGCUAACUUCGCUCAAUUUACAACUGCUUGCAUGGAAAUUAUUUCUCGCAUUACUGAUGACGAGUCAAGUAUUCAGGAUAUCGUCUGCAAGACAUUUUAUGAGUUUUGGUUUGAGGAACCAUCUGGUUCUCAGACACAACGUUAUAGAGAUGGUAGUUCUGUGCCCUUGGAGGUGGGUAAGAAGACUGAGCAAAUUGUUGAGAUGUUGAGGAGGAUGUCAAGCCAUCAACUCCUGGUUACUGUCAUUAAGCGCAACUUAGCCCUUGAUUUUUUGCCACAAUCAGCUAAAGCUGUUGGAAUUAAUCCUGUGUUACUUGCAUCAGUUCGUAACCGCUGUGAGUUAAUGUGCAAGUGUUUACUAGAGAGGAUAUUGCAGGUAGAGGAAAUGACCAGUGAGGAAGUGGAGGUUCGCACACUGCCUUACGUGUUGGCAUUACAUGCAUUCUGUGUUGUGGAUGCUACACUUUGUGCACCAGCUUCUGACCCUUCCCAGUUUAUAGUCACUCUACAGCCAUAUCUCAAGACUCAGGUUGACAACCGAGCAGUUGCACAGUUACUGGAGAGUAUAAUCUUCAUAAUUGAUUCUGUUCUACCCUUGAUCCGAAAGUUGCCUCAAAGUGUAGUUGAAGAGCUUGAACAAGAUUUGAAGCAUAUGAUUGUUCGGCAUUCAUUUUUGACAGUAGUCCAUGCUUGCAUAAAGUGUCUCUGCUCUUUGGGUAGAGUAGCAGGAAAGGGUGCUGGUGUUGUUGAGUAUCUUAUUCAGGUAUUCUUCAAACGUUUGGAUGCUCAGGGAACUGAUAACAAGCAGCUAGUAUGCCGCUCUCUGUUCUGUCUGGGAUUACUUAUUCGCUACGGGGAUUUUUUGCUGAGCUCCUCUAGCAACAAAAAUAUCGAUUUAGUUAGCAAUCUUGCCUUGUUUAAGAAGUAUCUUCGAAUGGAGGAUUUUGUAGUAAAAGUCAGAUCGUUGCAGGCUCUAGGUUUUGUUCUAAUUGCUAGGCCUGAAUAUAUGCUGGAAAAGGACAUUGGGAAAAUAUUAGAGGCGACUUUGUCUUCUGGUUCUGAUGUUCGUCUUAAGAUACAAGCACUGCAAAAUAUGUAUGAAUAUCUUCUUGAUGCCGAAAGCCAAAUGGGAACAGAUAAAGCCAGUAAUAAUCCCAAUCCUUAUCCAGUAGAAGGGGCACAUAUCGUACCUGUUGCUGCAGGAGCAGGUGAUACUAACAUCUGUGGGGGGAUAGUUCAGUUGUAUUGGGAUAAUAUUUUGGGAAGGUGCUUGGAUUUCAGUGAACAAGUUCGCCAGACUGCACUUAAGAUUGUGGAGGUAGUGCUGCGUCAAGGUUUGGUGCAUCCUAUUACUUGUGUUCCAUACCUUAUAGCACUUGAAACAGAUCCUUUAGAAUUAAACUCAAAGUUGGCGCAUCAUUUAUUGAUGAAUAUGAAUGAGAAGUAUCCUGCUUUUUUUGAAAGCCGGUUGGGGGAUGGCCUUCAGCUAUCAUUUAUAUUCAUGCAAUCUAUUAGCAGUGCAUCUCCUGAGAAUUUAAACCAAAAACUGCAGUCUAGAGCUGCUGGAAAUAUAAAGGGAAAACCUGAAGGUGGCUCUCUUACUCAGGCAAGGCUUGGAGUUUCCCGAAUCUACAAGCUUAUCCGUGGAAACCGUGUUUCAAGGAACAAAUUUAUGUCCUCUAUUGUUCGAAAAUUUGAUAAUCCAAGCUGGACCAGUUCAGUUGUACCAUUUUUUAUGUAUUGCACAGAAGUACUUGCUAUGCUGCCAUUUACUUUACCUGAUGAACCCCUUUACUUGAUUUAUUCUAUAAAUCGGAUAAUACAAGUUAGGGCUGGAGCACUUGAAGCAAAUAUGAAAGGCUUAAUUUUACACUUGUCACAAAGAAAUUCUCGGAAGGUGGCCCAUGAAAAUGGGUUAAUCCAGCAAGAGCCAGCUCAGCCUGUUUUCCAUCAUAUGACCACAAUGGAUUUGAAUGGGAUGGGUCAACAAGAGUCAGUUGCUCGGCCUGUUUUCCAUCAUGUGACCACAAUGGAUUUGAGUGGGAUAAUUCAACAAGAACCAGUUACUCAGCCUGAUAUAACUCCUUUGACAUCAUUUGAUUUGAAUGGUAUAGUUCAGGAAGAGCCCCAUUUGGUCUUGAAAAAUGAUGCUUCAAGAGAUCUAAAGAUGGAUAAGAUGAGCUCUGGUGAUUCUUUCAGCAUCUCAAAAGAUGAUGUGGAGAAAAUCCAGGUUGACUGUCUUUCAGCUACUGCGUUGCAGCUUCUUUUGAAGCUGAAGAGGCAUCUAAAAAUCAUGUAUAGCCUGAAUGAUGCCCGUUGCCAGGCGUUUUCUCCAAAUGAACCUCCAAAGUCUGGAGAAGCUCUCUCAAGGCAGAACAUUCCCUUUGACAUUAGUGAAACAUCUACUAGCGUGCCAUCCACAUAUCAAGAUCUGGUACAGAGAUAUCAGGAAUUCAAGAGUGCUUUAAAAGAAGAUGCUGUAGAUUACACCACUUAUACUGCGAACAUCAAGAGGAAGCGUCCUACCCCAAGAAAGACCAAACAUGGACGGAUGAAUGGAGUUGAUGAUGAUGAUGAAGACGAUGAUGCAGAUUGGACAGGAGGGGUUCGGAGAGUAAGCAAUAGUGGGAGGAGAAGUAACAACAGUAGAGCAUGUAGGCAGCGAUGAUAGCUUUGUAAAUAUUAAAUAGGUAGGCUAACAUGUACAUUAAUUAGAGGAAAAAGAAAAAGGAAAGCAAUAGGAUAGAAUGACAGCAAAAAGGAAAAAGAAAGGAAAAGAUUUCUGGAAGCGGAGGACAGCCAGGGGAGACCCGGGAUGUAUGCAGGUUCUGAUAAUGUGGGCCUGCGUUGAAGGGGUCACUUUCUGGAGCUGUUUCCAUUUUGUAUUUUGCUCAACAUAUUGUGACUACAUUCUUUUCUGUGCAAUGAAAUUCAAGUUAUUUUGUAUUA